AUGACAGCUUCGGUCCAAUGUCGAGCCCACCAGAGCCUUAAGGGCCGCGAUCCGGAUCGAUGGCGGCGGGAUAGCGAGGGAAAUGUAGUCUUCCGCGCUUUCGACUCGUGCGACGGCCCGUUCUGCUUCGAGUUCGACCGCAUCGUCCCGCGAAAUAAGGGAGGCGACAGCUCAGUGGAAAACUGCACCAUUCGCCAGACAUUUCUCUGCAAGUCGCCCCGGUCGUCUCGGGACGUUCAGAUUCUUGGCAGGGAAUUUUCAGAAGCUGACAUGGAUCUAAUUGAAAGGAGUGCGUAUGGAAAUGUUACACAACUUUCGCAAGGCUCCAGAUGCAGCAUACAGUAG
Messenger RNA from Closterium sp. Yama58-4, 345 nucleotides. NCBI's taxonomy places the organism in Eukaryota, Viridiplantae, Streptophyta, Zygnematophyceae, Desmidiales, Closteriaceae. The record is from the annotation of a GenBank genome assembly.